Molecule: messenger RNA, 2004 nt
Organism: Owenia fusiformis
Lineage: Eukaryota; Metazoa; Annelida; Polychaeta; Sabellida; Oweniidae
Source: the annotation of a GenBank genome assembly
GGCAAGAUAAGCUGCCAGGGUUGCAAGAAAAGCUGCAAGGGAGAAGUACUGAGGAUUCAAGACAAAUACUUCCAUGUCAAGUGCUUCAAAUGUAAAGAAUGCAAGAUAGAUUUGGCGACAGAGGGAUUUUUCUCAAAAGAUGGCCAGUUUUAUUGCGGGAAGGAUUUUCAGAAACUGUUUGGUACAAAGUGCUAUACAUGUGGCAAGUUUGUAGAGGGGGAGGUCCUUACUGCCCUGGGCAACACAUACCACCAUGAAUGCUUCAAAUGUGAAAACUGCAGUAAACCAUUUGAGCCUGGCACUAAGGUAACAUACACAGGUAAACAAUACCUGUGUAAAAACUGUGGAGGGGAGUACAACAGUGGACCCAACAGCCCAAGUAGUCCACUAGGGGACGCCACUAACCAUGUGGAUCAUGGCUCGCCACCUGCCAAACCUCCACGCCUUCAUGACAAUAGCUUAUCUAGUCCUCCAACCAGCCCUGGAUCACCUGGUGAUUCGGCUUUUGAUGAUUCUCUUACCCCAGUAGAAAACCAGUUCGACUAUCGAAGUGUGAGCCCUUAUAGUUUCGGUUCAUCGAGCGAGGGGAACUUUGGCCUGAGAAGGUCAUUUAGGUCGGAGUCCAGUUACGAGCCACGUUUUGAGGCAGAUUACGGGAAGUUCUAUCGAAAGAGUUAUCUCUCUGAAGGAGACCAACUCUCCGCUAACACUGAGAAGCCACCAAAAGAUCGUUACAAGCGGAUCUCACAAACUUCCCCUUGCCCACCCAAGUCUCCACAUUUUCACAGACCUGAACACUUCUCGUAUAAGCGUGAUAACGUCAGCAAGCUCUAUGUUACAAAGCCAAAGCGAGAAAGUAGCGGUAUAUCAAGCAUGAUGUACUUAGCUGAUGUAUCACGAACACCAAGAAGUAAAUCUCCUGCCCCAUUGGACAAUGAGGAGCCAAUCAAAUUGGCUACAUUCAGUGGAGGUCACAUACCAUCGCCAGGCGAGAAAGCUCCGGUAGAGAGAGAUGAUUGGCCAGCGCCACCAGAGCCUUCAGUAGCAUGUCCAGAUCUAUUUCGAAGUAACAGGCCCCGGCACAGACGUGUAGAUUAUGACGAUGAGAUAGAUGAGAAGUACCGGAUCCCAUCUGAAGAGAGAAAGAAAACGCGCAAAGAGGCUCGUGUAAGGGAGGAUGAAAAAAUUGACAAAGAAAUCCAAGAAAUCUCAAAGCUUUCAAAAUCGGGAAUGGGCCAGGCAAUGUUAAAAUCUCUGCAAGAGAAAAAGAAGCGAGCCGUAUCUCCCACGCUAGAUCCCCGCAAUUCUUCAAGGGAUCCUGAUGCAAAUAAAGAAGUUCCCUUCAAGUUUCUACAUGAGACAUCUUAUCAUGCAUCUCCUUCUCGAGAUACAGUUCGACCAAGACUGAACUCAAUGGAUGAUACACUGGGUUAUAGGACACCAAGCACUUUACCCAAUUAUCCAGUGCCAAAGCCUGGGUACAGUCUAGCCAAGCAGAAUAAAUCUUCAACUCUGCCUGGACUUGGACGGGAUGGACCUCUCGACCUGGACGAUUAUGCGUAUGAGAAGAAACGAUUGAAUUAUACUUCAGCUUCUUCAAAUGGUUCUAUUAAUGGUGAAGGUGACGCUGGUGCUAAUCUUAAGCGAAAUACUAAGCUUCGUGGUUCAUCACUAUCAACUGGUCGUCUACGAAGUUCUUACAUAAGUAAUGAUAUCGAUGACGAUUACUCCUCGUACGCGGCGUAUAUGGGUUUACGAAAAUCCCAGCCUGAUCUUCUAGAACCUAAGCUAUUUCAAGACCGAACACAGCAUGCCAAGAUCUAUCCAUACGAGCAGUUGAAGAUGACUAAUUUGAGACUUCCUAAAGAUGUAGACAGAUUAAAAUUAGAGAGACAUUUAGCUGAUGAUGAGUUCCAAAAAUUAUUUGAAAUGUCUAGAAAAGAAUUUGCAAGAUUAGCAGAAUGGAAACGAAAUGAUCUGAAAACCAGAGUGCACUUGUAUUAG